Messenger RNA from Phalaenopsis equestris, 1497 nucleotides. Its product is annotated as putative disease resistance protein RGA4. The coding region runs from base 55 to 1497 and encodes 480 amino acids. The transcript has 3 exons. Gene Ontology annotation, molecular function: ADP binding. The record is from RefSeq and is a predicted model, not a curated record. Gene Ontology annotation, biological process: defense response to other organism. NCBI's taxonomy places the organism in Eukaryota, Viridiplantae, Streptophyta, Magnoliopsida, Asparagales, Orchidaceae.
CCUCUUCUCUUCCUCUCUUCCACUUUCUCUCCUGCUUCUACCACGAUCGGCGCCAUGGCAGACUGGUUUGUUGGCCCAGUCAUGGAUAAGGUCAUCAACGCUUUCUCUGAUUACCUACAAGAUCAGUACUUCAGAGGGCGGACAGGCAUGAAGGAGGAGCUCGAAAGCCUGCGAGUGAACCACCCAUUGAUCCAAGCUGUCGUCUCUGCUUACACCCAGGGAAAGAUCACAGAUCGUAACCUCAACAGCUGGUUAUGGCAGCUACGAGAUGCCAUCGAUGAGGCGGAUGAUGUUCUUGAUGACUUUGAGUACAUGAAGCAUAAAGAACGACUGGAGCUGAACAUGGAGGAAACAAAGGUGCGUUCUUCAUUCGAUAGAUUAUUUUUGGGACCUGCUCGCAAACUUCGUAAAAUCUGCGAACGAGGUCUCAAAAUUGAUCCAAACUUGGAGAGACUGGAGGAGGCUGUGCAGAAACUCGAUAGAGUUUCAGCCCAGGUCAAUACCUUCCUUCAUCUUGUAGAAAAGAAAGAGAAGGAACAGCAGGGGGAAGAACAGCAGGCGAAGGAUCGGCAUCUUUACGUUGAUCGUGCAAGCGGAUCCUUGCCUGGACCUGUUUUCAUCGGGCGAGAUCAGGAAAAAGAGAUUGUGAUGCAGUGGUUGAGAAAACCAUCAAAUCACAACCUCUCUCUUCUAUCUAUAGUGGGUUAUGGUGGCAUGGGGAAGACGACUCUGUUACAAAAUAUCUAUGCUGAUGAAAUAACAAAAGAGUUUGAUCUUAAAAUUUGGGUUUGUGUUUCUAACAACUUUGAAGUUGAAGAAGUCAUCAUGGAUAUGCUGAAAUAUCUUGAUAAAUGGAGUUCUCAUUUGACAAAACUUCCUCCUCUUCAAGAGAGACUUAAUUCUGUGACUCGGUCCAAGAAAUUCUUGCUUGUUCUGGAUGACAUUUGGGAGGAGACGACUACAACCAAAUGGGAGAAAGUUAUCUCUCCUCUGGCUAAUGGAAAUUUGGGAAGCAAGAUCUUGGUCACAACUCGAAUACAUGCUGCUGCAUCAAUUAUUGCUGAUAUUAUAAAGAAUGAGGAGACGUUGACAUUAAAAGGCUUGGAAGAAGCUCGGUGUUUGGAGCUCCUCAAGACUUACACAUUUGCUGGCAUGGAGAAUUUUAGAGAACAUAAGAAAUUAAUGUGCAUUGCUGAAGAGAUAGCUAAAAAACUUUCGGGAUCUCCAUUGGCAACGAAGGUCAUUGGUGGGGGUUUGAAGUAUGAUUUAACUCCAGAACAUUGGGAAAGAGGUUUAAGGAGCAAUAUUGGAAGCGUAGAACUAAUAUUCCCACAAGAUCAUAAGUUUGAUAAAGAUGAUUUAGUCCGAAUGUGGAUUGCAUUGGGUUUCAUUGAGGAAUUUUCUACUGAAGAAGAGACUUUGGAAGAUAUUGGAGGAAGCAUCGAGAAGGGUUCGUUUGUUGUUCAUAGACUCCCGAUGGCUUGGAAAGAUGCCUGA